AUGGCUCCAACCGCAUUCGCCACGUUCUGGCGGACCGACCUCGUUCGCGAAUGCUUCCUAUCUCAUGUCCAGAAGGAUGAUUUGCAAUCCCUACGACUCGUGAGCAAGGCCUUCGCCGGCGACGUCGCUCCGACCCUUUUCAAGAAUCUCGAAAUCCAUUUCAGUACGAACACAUUAUCGCGCCGGUCGCGUAUGUCUGCAUUGAAUAGGAUUGGCUACCAUGUGCGACGCCUGUCCUUCAUCAUGCCACACCACUCCGACACCUUCCUUCCUCCGUUGCUCAUUCCAGGCACACUGGACGAAGUCACCUUCAUAUACGAACCCCGGGUCAACAACUCAAGACCGCAUUCCUCUUCCAGUUCUUCCUCCUCAUCCUCAUCGGUUUCCAAAUUCGGCUCCUGGGAGAUGAACGACCUACUGGUCAAGCAAUAUCCCCCUUUAUUUCACGCCGCCACCAACGUGGACUCAUUCUUCCAGGCAGUUAGUUCAAUGCCAAGGUUACAGCACCUCCAUGUCUCUUGCCCUGGUCAACCCGCAGGUCAAAGAUACCGAAAGGAUAUUGUUGACUAUGCUUUGAUAUCGCUAAGGUUGGCGGUGGAAGCUGCCAAACCAAGUCAGCUAGAAUCAUUGACGUUGGCGCCGAUACAUCCUGCAGCUGUGUUUUACCUUCGUCCUCACCUGAGCAUCGGGACAUCUCCAGCAUCCUCCCGAGUUUGGAAAGGCAUCAAAUCUCUGGGUAUUGAAAUGGAUGCUUUCGAAUAUGGCCGCAAUCAGCCGUCGGACCACCUGAAGAUUCUGCAUAGCUACCUGCAGACGUUCCAGGCUCUGGAACAUUUCAAGUUCGAAUGGCUCGGCAACAAAGGGCCCUGUCCCUUGGCUCUUCACAUUGAGCCUUGCACGUCGCGCCCGACGUCUUUAGACUGUUCAAAGGCGUGCCCAGACGCCAGUACGAGAUCGCCGUGCAGACCUCUCAGGUUCCGGCAUCUGAAAUCGAUGCGCCUCAGCAACGCAAGCUUGGACGCUAUUCAAGCCUCUGGCUUUAUCAUGAGCCAUCGAAAAGUACUGCACGAAUUUCAAUUCGACCAUUGCCAUUUGAGAUCUGGGACUUGGGACGAUGCCCUGGCUCCAUUGACUCGCAUUGUCGGAAACGACAGCUGGAAGCAGAAGCAAGAAGAGGUCAUGGAAGUGCCAAUCAUGCUGAGCCCAGUCAAUGAGAAGACCGAGAUGGAAUGCGUCCAAGACCACUUAUGGGACGACGUGUUGCGCAAGAGCAAAGGGCUUCAGACUCUCCGAAAAGUUAGCCUGAAGACCAAAGAGCUCCUUCCAGAACAAGUGAGACGGCUGUUGAGGAAUGCCAGGAUCGCAUGGCAUUAG
Fonsecaea erecta is the source of this 1374-nucleotide messenger RNA. RefSeq lists its product as hypothetical. The record is from RefSeq and is a predicted model, not a curated record. NCBI's taxonomy places the organism in Eukaryota, Fungi, Ascomycota, Eurotiomycetes, Chaetothyriales, Herpotrichiellaceae. The transcript has a single exon. The coding region runs from base 1 to 1374 and encodes 457 amino acids.